Homalodisca vitripennis (glassy-winged sharpshooter) is the source of this 9458-nucleotide messenger RNA. It is a transcript of the gene Cdk8, whose product is annotated as cyclin-dependent kinase 8. Gene Ontology annotation, biological process: protein phosphorylation. Gene Ontology annotation, molecular function: cyclin-dependent protein serine/threonine kinase activity; RNA polymerase II CTD heptapeptide repeat kinase activity; ATP binding. Gene Ontology annotation, cellular component: nucleus; mediator complex. The record is from RefSeq and is a predicted model, not a curated record. NCBI's taxonomy places the organism in Eukaryota, Metazoa, Arthropoda, Insecta, Hemiptera, Cicadellidae. The transcript is spliced from 10 exons. The coding region runs from base 77 to 1438 and encodes 453 amino acids.
GCAGUGACUGUGCUUGUGUCAGUUGAAGUUUAUGAUUGUUUUGAAGUUGUAUUAGUAGCAAAUUAAUUUGUUAUCAAUGAUGGAUUACGAAUUUAAAGUUAAAACUGCAAAUGAACGGACUAAAGUGGAAGAUUUGUUCGAUUAUGAGGGAUGUAAAGUUGGGAGAGGUACUUAUGGACAUGUGUAUAAAGCUCGAAGAAAAGACGGGCCAGACAUGAAUAGAGAGUUUGCUCUGAAACAGAUAGAGGGCACGGGUCUGUCAAUGUCUGCUUGCAGAGAAAUUGCUUUACUGAGAGAGCUGAAACACCCAAAUGUAAUUAAUUUGAUUAGAGUUUUUCUUUCACAUAAUGACCGAAAGGUGUGGCUCUUGUUUGACUAUGCAGAACAUGAUCUGUGGCAUAUUAUCAAAUUCCAUCGAGCAGCUAAAGCUAAUAAGAAACCGGUGAUGGUUCCUAAAGCAAUGGUGAAGUCAUUACUUUACCAGAUUUUAGAUGGGAUACAUUAUUUACACUCUAACUGGGUACUUCAUAGAGAUCUGAAACCAGCAAAUAUUCUUGUAAUGGGAGAAGGGUCAGAAAGAGGUCGGGUGAAGAUUGCUGACAUGGGGUUUGCUCGUCUGUUCAAUGCUCCUCUCAAACCUCUGGCAGACCUUGAUCCUGUGGUGGUCACUUUCUGGUACCGAGCACCAGAGCUGCUCUUGGGGGCAAGACACUACACAAAGGCCAUCGAUAUUUGGGCUAUUGGUUGUAUCUUUGCGGAGCUUUUGACGUCCGAGCCAAUAUUUCAUUGUCGUCAAGAAGAUAUAAAAACGAGUAAUCCCUAUCAUCAUGAUCAGCUGGACAGAAUAUUCAACGUUAUGGGAUUUCCACUUGAGAAGGAUUGGGAAGAUAUUAGAAAAAUGCCAGAGCAUCCAACACUUCUGAAGGACUUCAAACGCUCCAACUACUCCAACUGCUCUUUGGUGAAGUAUAUGGAUCGCCACAAGAUCAAGCCGGACACUCGCGCCUUCAAUUUGCUACAGAAGCUACUGCUGAUGGACCCCAAUAAGCGAAUCACCUCAGAACAAGCUAUGCAAGAUGGCUACUUCAAGGAGGAACCAUUACCUACCCAAGAUGUGUUUUCUGGUUGCACCAUCCCGUACCCAAAAAGAGAAUUCAUCACUGACGAAGACCAGGAGGACAAAUCAGACACGAACAAAGCCCGGCAGAACCAAGCCAACAAUGGAGGUCAGGGUGGCCAGUCUGCAGACAGUCAUGGUCACAACCACGGUCAUGGUAGUAACGCCAAGCGUGUCCGUCUCACCGCUCCUCCCCACCCGAAUAACGGGGCAGGCAUGGUGCAGCAGCAGCCACCCGAGUUCCAUCAUGUGACCCAACAGGGCAUGAUAUACACUUCGCAAGCCAACACUCAACAGGGCAACUUCAGCCAACGGUUCUAGCCAAAUUAGUUUUGCCGGACUUAUUAUUUUGGUUUUGUAUUCUGAUAGAUCUUAUACAUUAUUUUAUUACUGUAUACAAUUGAUAAAGAAAUAGUUACUAUUUUAGACAUUUCAACUUAAUGACAAUUUUCAACAUGACUGCAUUUGACUGAAUACAAACCAUUAAAUUGUAAUGCUAUUUAUGACCUGUAGGUUCAAUUUAUUGCAAUAAAUAAAUAAUCCAAUAUGUUGCAUGAAGCCAAUAUACAUUCAAACAUGCUAAGUACAUAUAUUUAUAUUAUCGUAAAAAUAUUGAUUUAUUGGAAGAUUUGUUUUUUUAUAAUGAUGUAGUAAAGUAAAUAAUGGAUAUUUGUCCUUAUUAAUAAAACUGCCAAAAAAAGUUUUAACAUAGUAUAGGCUUUGUAUUGGGUUUUGCAAAUUAUAUGUCCUGAUUUUAUAAUAUGUUAAAUGAAUUGUAUGUGACGUAAACUAUGUUGCACAGAAAGUUAAACAGUUAUAUUAUAUUUCAUGACUAGUCACAAUAUGCAGCCAUCAUGGCAUUAUUAUUAAAAAAGUCUAUAUUUUCUGUUUGUAAAUUCAUGGUAAUUGAAGUACAAUAACACUUUGCUGUUAAGAAAAUCUUUGAAUGUCCAACACUAGUUUUAAUGUUGAAGCUUAAUAUCGCUUAUUAAAUAGUACAGAAACUAUACACUCUAUGAGUGUUUGGACAGUAACAUAUUGUGUUGAUUGGUUGGCCAUUUACAAAGAUAUUUAAUGUAUUAUCUUUAAACAAGAUGUUAUUAUUACCAUUCAACCCUGUGUUAUAAUAUUGUAUAUAUCUCUUCCUAUUGAUCCGACUGACAUAUCAUAAAUUAUAUGCAUAAUUUAGUGUUUUAUUCCUCAUUUUCUACAUAACAGUAAUAAAAUGUAAAAGUUUUUCUUACCAUGUUGCAUAGUAGUGACAUGAAUAGUAAAAUAGUACUUUAAAACACUAUGGUAAUGAGAUCAGAACACUGAAAUGUAGACAGUUCCCCUUUAAGGAUGUAAUGAUUGUAAUGUAAGGAUUGUAAUGAUUACAAUGAUAUUUUUGCAAGAAAAUCAUUUCUUAAUUGUUUUAUUUGGAAAAAGGAAAGGACAUUUCAUUAUCAAAAAAAUAGGUCAUGACGGUUUUUUGUAGUAGUUUUUAGGCCUAUUUUGGUUUCACUUUACACUUUUUAAUGAUAACAAUAAAUUGGCAUAAUAUUAGUUAUUAACACUUUCAGUGCCAGUCAUUUUUUUAAUGUUAAUCAAUAGUGCCUAACGUAUUUUUGCAAGUGCUAUCCAAAAGUACCUUACCAUUUUUAGCAAUUUGCAUAUUGUUAUUAUAAAAUUUCAUAACUUUAUUAUUUAUUGGUAAUUGUUAUAUUUGUUUUGUUUUUUGUUGUGUUGUACAAAAAUGUGUAUAUUAAAACUAAAUACACUCAAAACUACAAGAAAAACAAAAAAUAACAAUAAAAUGUAAAAAAAUGUUUUUUGCUUUUCUAAUUUUUAGGUUUGACACUGAAAUAAGAACCCCAAACAAUUCUCACACUCAAUAAAGUCAACCACACUAAAGAACACUUUAUUAUAAACAUAAUCACUAAUUUUUAUCAAAUUAACACCAAAAUAAACAUACUAUAGCAUUUUUUUAAUGGUCACUUCUUUUAUGAGGACCUAAAAUGCAUAUCUUGAAUAACUAUAACACUGUAGGAUAGAACAAAAGAAGAAUAGGCCUAUGAUGAUUUAAUCUGUUUAUAUAUAUUUACAGAAUAAAAUAAAUAUAAGUUACAAAGUUGUCAUUUAGGUACUCUUCCUCCACUACUAAUCUAAAGUAUUUUCAUUCAAUGGAGACCUUUAACAAUUCAUAAUACUUCACUACACACCUAAACUAGACAUAUACACUAUUUUUUUGUUAUAUUAUACUUAUAAAAAACGUAAACGUAACCACAACAUUCUAACAGAGCAUUCUCUGAAACAGCUAACUGACAAGUACGAAAACAAAGUGUCUCAGCUGCAACAUCAUUGUCGACUGGCCAACUUCAUCAUAAACUUUUGUUAUUGUUACUGAUAGAUCAGCUGUGUUUGUACCCUAUAUAUCAUACGUAACAGAAAGUAUGUUUCUUUUAAUGCAAAUUGAUAUAAAAUACACAUAAAAAUAUUAUGUAUUAUAUUCUUAAUAUAUUUUCUUAAAAACAUCCGGUUUACGGGACAUUGGCAAUUUAUGCACGUUUUUACAACGUUCGGUUACCCGAAUGACGGCACUUUAUGCAUAUUUUUAAAAUUUCCAGUAACGCGGACAUUGGCACUGAAAGGGUUAAUUUACGAUUUAUCAUGCGCACAUAGUACAUAUACAAGUAUUAUAAUAUCUUUAAGAUUUAACUGAAAUAACUGUACUAUUGAUGAUGAAUUAUUAAAUUUGGCAAUUUUUCUCCCAAGCUGAAUUUUUUUCUAAUUUUAUUUAUUUUGAACUACAGUAUUUUUGUUCAAUAUUGAUGCUUAUUGAUAACAUUAUUAAAUUUUUGGUACAUACAAGAUCUAUUCAGAAAGUAAGGAAUGUUUUGGAAUAAAAAAAACCAAGUACAAGAAAAACAUAUUAUUUUAUACAUAUGAAAGAAGGACUAAAAUACUACUCUUCUACAUAAUCACCAUAUAAUUCAGGCACAUAUCAUAGCGGUAGUCAAGCUUUGAAAUUCUUGUGUCAUAGAAUUCUGCCACCAGUUAUCUCCGUCACUCAGUUACGUGUACCUGGAGCUCCCCAUUGUUGUCAAAACACUGUGUUGCUAGCCAGUUUUUCUUUUGUUGAGAACAAGUGAAAAUAAUUUUGAGCAAGAUCAGUAUUAUAGGGGAUAUGAGAAAAACCUCCCAGUUGAACGAGUUCAAGAGUUCUUGAGCACGGUUUGCUGUGUGAGGUCAUGCGUUAUCAUGCAAAAGCAAAAUUUUGGAUGACAAUUUUCUUUGGCGCAAUUUAAAAUAAUAAAGCUGUGAAACUUGUGACAGACAUAGAGAAAGUUUAGUUUUAAAUUGUAAAACAGCAGUUUUCAUUAAUCUUUUUGUCAACUUUGGCGACCAGAUCGUAAGUUACAAUUCUCAGACGUCCACUAUUCUUUUGAUCUUGAAAGUUUGUUCUGCCAUUUUAAAACUGAAAGAACACUUUCUGACAAAACUUUCAGUCAUUACGUUGUUUCCAUACACUUCACACAGUUCCCAAUGAAUGUUUUUUGCCAACAAAUAACUAAUCACAGACCACACUUCACAACUGGCAGGAUUUUCGAUUGCAGCACACAUUUCAAAUUUGAAUAUAAAAAAAGGGCAGUGUGAAGAUGUUCCAGUUCUUAUGGCUGGACGCUGACUGAGGUGCCGAGCACGAGCACACCAAUAUAUAUGCGGUUGGCGGGCGAUAUCAGGUGGAAAAAUUCCUUACUUUCUGAAUAGUAGAGCUGUUAUUUUGAAAGAUAGUUUAUUAAUCAUAAAGUAUGUAAGGUAUAAUUCUGUUUUAUAAUAACUGUAAUUUUAAAAGUAUGUAAUUUUUAAGUUUUCCAUACCAGAAAAAUUUGUAGUAUUAAAAUUUAAUCUAAUAAGUUAUUUUGAAAUCUUUUAUGAACAUAAAGAAAUAUGCUUAAUAUGCCAUUGUUGAGCAUAAAAUGAGUUUUUACUCAUUUAAUUCAUUCAACACAUAGAAAUUAGAGUGCCUAUAAACUCGCUCUCUCACAUUGAAGAUUUUAUAAAAGCUCUCAUUAAACACUACGGGAGCCCACCCAUUCCUGUGCAGAAAACUAAACCUAUUGACCUACCCUUUACUCUAGUAUCUCGACAUUUGCGGUUAGUGAUAUGCUGCUUCUACAAUUCAUUGAGUUGCCUAGAUAUAAAUGAACAUCGGUUUUAGCUCUAUUCCAUUUAGGUUAUACUUUUACAUUUAGUAUACACUAACCAAUGGGGAAUGCUCCUUUGGGGGUAACUGAGGUUCAUUUUUAGGUAGGUUCCAUAUAAAUCUGACUAUUGCAAUCAUUGGGCACACUAGCUUUUUACUCUGGUCCUAAGAGAUUAUAAAUCCUAAAUAUACUACAGUUACCUCUCAAUUAUCUGUAGUAAUCAACGGCAAGCCUUCCACAGUUAAAUCAAAAACACGGUUAAAACAAAGGAAGCCAAUAACAAUGUUAACCUAUUAAUUAAUUGUUGUAUAAAAUGGUUUUAUACUAAACUUACUUAAUAAGAGUAUUUUGUGAUCCAUUUAUAUUGUCUAUUUAGUUGAGAGUAAAACAAGUUACUCAAUUUAAUACUUACGGAAAUUAAUAAGCAAUUUUAAAAAUAUUUACAAUUUAACAGAUGAGUUAUGAUUACUUUUAACUCAGAAGAAAUUGAUAAUUGUUUUGUGUGUUUUUGCAGCAACUUCUUUCCUUAUUAUUGUCAAACGUAACUUCCGCUAAACCAGUUUGUCACAAAGCAAACUUUCUUCCUCCCCUCCAAAUACCUGUAAUCUAGCAAACACUCAAUGUGAUUUAUUGCUGCUCUGUGCACGACCUAGGGCUUGCCCGGCAAACCCUCCUCACACACUUACCCGUCACUUUCACUAUCAUCAAUUCCCUGUGUACGUCUCCCAAUUUCAUCAUCUGUAAAAUUUUCAAAGGCUGGCAAGACUUUUAGUAUUUAACCAUUCAGUGACAUUUGCCUCAUCAACAUUCUCUCCAUCUUUAGCUAUCUGAGUCAAAGAUGCUGAGGAUGUUACUUCAUCAUUAUCAAAGCCAGCAAAUCCAUCCUCCUCAGAAAUAUAUGGGAAUAUUUUUUUUCUAUGAUUUUGUCAAUGUGGAAGCUUUUACUUUGUUUCAAGUGGCGGCAGAAUCAUAUAUGGUACGUACCUAAGAGGAAAAAAUAAUUUAAAAUCUUUUCCCUCAUUAAUGAAUUUUAUAAACAUCCUUGAGUGGUAAUUCCGCUUAACACUUGCAAUUACACCUUGGUCCACAAGCUGAAUCAUUGCUGUGACUUUUGGGGGUAAAUAUUUCACCAAAUUUUUCAUCUAACACCAAAACAGCUUUAAAUUCUUUUGUUUUCAGAAAGUCAUGAACUUGUGGACAGAUUUGUUAUCCAACCAUACCUGCAAAAUAAAAUUUUUCAUCCACCCCUUUUUUGGUCAUAAUAAUGUACAGGCAUGUUUGUCGCCCUUGUACCUUUAACUAAUCUUGGUUUUUUAGCUUUUCCAAUGAUAAGCCUUAAUUUAUGUGUCCUGGUAGCAUUCUCAGGUAAGUGUUUUUGUAGGUAAACAUUUCCAGUAAAUCUGAAUUUGUAUACAUUAUAAAUUUGUUCUAGUAAUAGAUUUUAAUCCUAAACAAAUUUAUUAAACUCUAUUGAGGUUGAUUCUGCUGCAGCCUGAUCCCCACUAAAUUUUUACCCCUGUAUGUCAUCAAUAUAACAGAAAUACAGGCCCAGUGGCUUAUAUUCAUCCAUAUAAGUCUAGUGCACUGAAAAAUAAUUCUAUUUUUCCGCACAUAUUGGUCCAUUAAUUCGAUGAUCGAGAACAUGUUGAUUAAACCAUUCAAUCAUGGCUUUGUCUAGAUCAUCAUAUUAUGUUGAUUUUUUCAUAGUUCUGCUUUUCGUGGCGGCAGAAUCACAUGUACAUGCAAAUUUUAAAAGAUUAUCUUUUUUCUUUUUAAGUCUUGAACAAUUUUUUUCACUGAUCCCGUAUUCUUAAGCUAGUAUUGUUGCAAUUCUACCCACUUCUACCUUUUCUAAUUUCUAAACGAUUUUAAGUUUUUGUUGUAUAAAAAAAACCACAUGUUUUCUCUUUUUUCCAUUAUAAUAAUGUAUAAUUUAUAUACCUGUACGAAUACAUUUUCAAAGAAAACCAACAAAAAGAUAAUAAUAUGCACUGUAUUUACUGAUCACUGAUUUAGUUCAUUCUCCCAUAAAAGAUUAACAACAACAAGUUUUUCGACAAUUUAAUUUGAACAAUGGAUGGGUUGAAGGAAAAUCAAAAGGUUGUCUAUAAUAACCAUAAUCAAGACUUUUGCUACUAGUGAACUGGCAGACAGAUACAGCGGUUGCCGGGUCAUGCAGGGUACAUGUGUCUGUCUGUGUGUUGUUACUUUUAAACAUUAUCUCUCCUCUUUAUCUACAAAUGCUGCACAGUGGUUCUUUUUGUAAUAUUUAGAAUUAGUAUUAUUAAAACACAAUUUAAAUAAGAUCAUUAUAAUCAUAUUGGAAAAAAUAUAUACACAAUUGUUUUUAAUUUGCAUUGACUGUACAAUUAAUUUUUUACUGUCACAGAAUUUUUUUACCCCAAUUAAUCCGCAACACGGUUGAUUUGCUCCUGGAAAAUCGGGAGUUGAUUGUACUAUACAAAUUUGCACAGCCUAUGAUUGUUAUGCUAUAUAAGUGAAAUCUUCUACCCAGGAGGGUUCACUUCUGGCUGGUUUAUACCUUCCAGUUGAACCCACACAGCAAAAACAGAUGUGUCACUUAAAUCUGGGCAACCUUAUGAAUGUCUAGGAGCGGCACAUCACUAACCACAGUAUUGAGAUUCUGGGGUGCAAGGAUAUUUCAAUAGGUCUAGUCUACUGUGUGAGAUGACUGUUGGAGUUGGUGGGGUUCAUCCCUUAAGAGUAAAAGGUUCUUGCCUGCCUAGAUGUGUGCCACCCCCUGCUUGCUUUGACUGGAGAGGCUGGUUCAGAGCAGGCUUCCCCUUCUUCUGAAAGGACAUGACAGAUUAAUGCCCUAAAUUCUUCCUCAUGGAUCUCGACAGGAGGUGGUCCCUACCCCCAACCUUAUCCAUCCAAAAUAUCCUGUCAUCCAGAAGCAGCGCUAAGGUCCUUAAUAGGGCUAUUUCUAAGCUUCUUGUCCUAAGAGAACAAAAAUGAAAAUUAAAAUUUUAUUUUUAUAACAUCAUGAUAUUCUUUAGACAUUUUCAAGAUUAAUUACCUAUUUUUGGAUAAUAACCUGAAAUUAGCAUUAAUAUUCCAGAAGUUUUGGGGCCUAUGGAGUGUGGAUGUCUAUUAAAUUUAGAUGUUACCCCCAGGGAACAUGAAAACCAGGGACAUAAUAAGCAUGAGAUGCAAGGAUGACUAAACUCACUUGCCAAAGGAUGGCCUGUUGUUCUACAUCAAUUGCUUUAACUUUUAGCACAUUAAAAAAAAAUAUUUAUCCUACUUUUUGGGCUCUUGGAUGUAUCACUGGUCUACCAAUAACAGUUAAAACUCUUUUUUGUAGCCUAUAUUGUAGAGCAUCCAAACUAUAAAUUGUAGUAAUAAUUGGAGAAGCUUACUAAAAUUAAUUGUGUGACAUUGUAGUCAAGUGUAAUUUAUUAACUAACAAUAUUUCUAUAAAGUAAUUUUAUUGUUUCUGGUUUGGGUUUUGUUUGUUGUGAUUUUAAUAAUGUGUUCAAAGUGCUUAUUUUAUUUAAAACAUUUGUUAUAUUACUAUCUUAAUUGAUUACAAUAAGUUGUAACAGGACAUAUUAAUCUGUAUUCUCUAAUUGCAUAAAUGUAUAUUAGUACAUUGUAAAUGAAGAAAUAAAAUCUCAAAAUUGUUUACUUAAGUUUAUAUAAAAAAUACUCCUUACGGAUUUUUACUUCUAAAGUAGCAAAACCUAUAAUACAAUACAACAUUUCUUUUUAAUAAUAUAUUAUUUAGUGUAAUAUUGUCACCAAUGUAAAAUGGUGGAACCAGUUGCACUGUUUGAAAUAGAUGUUACUGAGAAACUGAUUUAAACUGUGAUAUAGUACUGUAGUAUAAUGCUAGGAUUUUAAAGUCAAUCAUUUAAUGCUGUUAACAUUUAACAUGUACAAAACAUAUAAAAAUGUAAAUAUUAUUUAUAUCAUCUUUCUAUGUACAAAUGUUUUACCAUCAAAAUGUCAUAUUUAAUUUAACAUUUUUUUAAGUUUUCAGAAAUUUUCUUAAAUUGGCAUAAUUCUUAUUCAUACUAGGGUUAUAAUAAUUUUAAAAAAAUAUCUAGAAUUAGGUUUUGUUUUUUGAAUUAUUUGUUAUAUACACCAUUGCAUGUAUUUUGGUUAUGCAUUAAAAAUUUUUUCAUUGC